Coturnix japonica (Japanese quail) is the source of this 4390-nucleotide messenger RNA. It is a transcript of the gene UCN3, whose product is annotated as urocortin 3. Lineage: Eukaryota; Metazoa; Chordata; Aves; Galliformes; Phasianidae. The record is from RefSeq and is a predicted model, not a curated record. Gene Ontology annotation, biological process: cellular response to nutrient levels; hormone-mediated signaling pathway; adenylate cyclase-activating G protein-coupled receptor signaling pathway. Gene Ontology annotation, cellular component: extracellular region. Gene Ontology annotation, molecular function: corticotropin-releasing hormone receptor 2 binding; hormone activity.
CGUCUGGAGUUACGACUCAAACCCCGUGAUCGCUCAUUUUUAUAUAUACACGAGGGAGGGGAAAAGCGUUUCCAUAGAGAGAGGGGAAAAAAAAAUAUAUCACAGCCCUCUUAAUAACAAUAAAAGAAAAGAGAGGGUGCAGAAGUUGAGGGGAAGGCGCUGAUGUCUCUCUGCUCGGAGUGAGAGCCGCACGCAGCAGCCCCUUCCCAUCCCAGCACCGAGGACUGCCAGGCAACCACCAUGUCCCACGCCAAGCUGCUGCUCCUCCUCGCCCUCCUCUGUGCCACAGAAACCAGCAGGGCCUUCCGCCUCUACAACGCCGCCUCCAUCUUCAGCUGCCUCAACGCAGCCCUCACCGAGGCCCAGAAGAGCCUCCCAGAAGAAAAUACCGUCUUGGACAAGCGUGGCUACGACUACCAUCCAGCAGAGGAAGCAUCCGAGGAGGAGGAGGAGACAGAAGAAGAGAGAGGGAAAAGGACAUUCCCAGGGGAAGGCCAUUACAAAUACACCUCCCAGGCGCAGGUGAAAGGGAAGACCUACCAAAACCGUGCCAAGAGCGACCGCCGCACCAAAGUCACCCUGUCCCUCGACGUCCCCACCAACAUCAUGAACAUCCUCUUCAACAUCGCCAAAGCCAAGAACUUGAGAGCAAAGGCUGCCGCCAACGCACAUCUCAUGGCCCAAAUUGGGCGGCGAAAGUGAUGCUAGCGGGGCAGGGGGUGACUUGGAGCAGGGAUGGCCACACGGGGCCAAUGCCCAGCGCCAACCAGUUGGUUGGAGGGGACUGACAGCCGUGUAUGAUAUCAGUGUUGUUUAUUUUUGACCCAUAGAGCUACCUAACUUUCAUAUCUCUUUUUCCUCCUCCUUUCCUUCCCAAUCUCCCCUAUUCCUCCUCCCAGACAUUUCCAUGCGUGGGGAAGAGGGUGGUGUCUUCAGCAGGGCAGGGGGACAUGUUGUUUUGGAAAGGUCCCUAUUAAAGCUACGAUCUCUUGAGUUUUCAAUGCUUGGUUCUCCCAUCACCUCUAGAAGCUUCUCAUUCAGGUCCAUAGCCUUUCUAAAAGCUCCCUUCAGUUCAACCUUUAUUACAACAGCCCUGGUCGUGCUCUCUCUCAAGUCUUCAAACACAGGUUGUCCCCAUCUGCAGUCACAACUAUAUUCGGAAGGGAAAACCUUGACUGGUCAGAGGUUCAUGCCCCAUACCUGGAGACAUUCAAGGUCAGGCUGUACAGGGUUCUGAGCAACCAGCUGUAGAUGUCGAUGUUCAUUGCAGGGGAAUUAGACUAGACGAAAUUUAAGGGUCCCUUCUGACUCAAACUCAAAUGAUACUCUGGCCAUGAUCUCAGGAGAGAUUUCCCAAUUUCUCCUGCUGGGAACUAUAGAUUUUCAGGUUAUUUUGCAACCACUCUUUUCUCCACCAGCACUUUCAUCCAAGAAUCCAUCACCUUUCAUCCAAAUUAUCAUUUAUAAGCAACCACAGAAUGCAGCGUGGAUUUGCCUCUCUCCCACAGCUCAAGGUGAGUUUGGACCCCAAGAGUCACAAAUCACUUCCCAGUCACUCCAGAACUACCUGCAGGGCUGUCUGUAUUGCCCAAUCUACCCCCACCCACAUCCCCCACCAUCCAUCAAAUCCAGGUGCUUCAUUCCCAAUGUACACCCCUGGUCAAACCAUCCCAGCUCACCUUGAUUCCCUUUACCCACUCUCCAUCAAGCCCCAGAUCAUCAAGCACCCACUUUACCUUGGGCUAUAUAUCCCUUCCUCUCAGUCCUCUCCUCUCUUCACCUCACAGCCCAGUUGCAAGAUGAAACCCUCUCCUGACCUCCAUCCCAGCAUGUGGAGAGAAAAUUGGGAGACAGAGAGAAAUCUGGCCCUCUUCCUCCAGAAGAAAUUUACCAAGAGCAGCAAAACAAUUCCCACCAGUCCCAUCCAUGUCAUAGCUACAGGGAGUUCCAGGUGGGAUAUUACAGAGGACAGGUCUUUGGUUGAAGGGUUGGCAGAUAGACCCACAAGCAACACAGCUGAAUUCAUCCCCAGAGAGAACACUCUUGGGCAGACAAGGCUUCUAGCUGACCCCCAGUUUGGGGCCUUAGAACUAGAUCAAAAAGCAAAAAUCAAAUAAAUCCACAGAUUCUCCAGCAUCUUCCCCUCCUAACACAUCUCCAACAAAAAACACACCAGUGUGCCCGCAGCAUCUCUGUGCAAUAACCCCCUCCUGCCUGCACCCUGAAGCUGAGGAUGGACUGGUGAGCUUAUUCUUUCUGCUAGAGCCUUAGUCUACAUGGCUCUACAUAAAUAUCUACAUAGCUUUGCACAUCUUAUGGCCCAACAAUCUACAUGUCCAUCCCCCAUGAGUAUAUUGAGCUGUUCAGUGGUAGACAGUGUUUGUGCCCAUUUAACAGAUGGAAAACUGAGACACUCAUGCUCACACAUAUCUCCCUGGACAAAGUAAGGUCAGAUAUAGUCAGAUAUCCUCUUGUCCCUUUGUAGGUUUGGCCAGAGAUGUCCAAAGAUCGUCCAUGCUAUCUUUACAAAGCACAGAGGUUGUCUAUAGGUGUUUAAAUGUGUAUGCUAGAACCAGACCAUGACAACAAGCUCAAAGCUGAGCCAGGGACAACAGAUAGCAGCUGAUGGUGAGUGAUGGGGAAAGCAGAGAUCCUCCCUUUUCAGCUGCAUCCCUUUGGGGACUCACCCACAGCCAGCACCGGUUUGAACAAAUCUUUCCAAAAUUAAUCCUCCUUCUCAGCCUCUGCCAAGCGAGGCAGGAGGCUGCUCAGAGGGGCCAAGAGGCAGGCAAAGGUCGGAGGAGCCGGAUUUCCCAAGGAAAUGGGAUAGAAAUAGGAGAGCUGAAAUCUCCAUCAGCCACCACCUGGCUCUGGGAGCAAUUGGAGCCAAAGCUUAACAGGGACAGCACUGAGUUUCAGACAGCAGUUUCCUAAAAGCUGGGUGAGGAUUUGGUCUUUCCUGCCACACUUUGUGCAGGGAUGGAACACAAUUUCAGGUACUGCAUUCAAAAGAUAUUGAUCUCACUUUGCUGGGCAGUCAAGCGAGGGUCUACUCAGACCAUCAUAUCCUUCUGUUCCCACUGUCAGCUCCCUUCCAGCCUCUACAUAAUCCUUUCCCCCAGGCAUCCCCUGGCCUCCAGGAUCCCCCUGACCCUCCUUCUCCUCCUCCUCCACAUGCCAAUGCUCUUUUAUCAUAUAAACGCAAACCAGAGAUGUUGCAGGGAUUUUGGCAAUUCCCCAAGGACAGUAGGUCCUGAAUCCCUUCCCAGAAUCAAGGAGGCCCCAUGCCCAUCUGACUGAGGAAGGAAUUCAGGCAGUAUAAUGUAAUGAGCAUUGAGCAUCUGGCCAAAAAUACUCUCCUGCUGUGUGGGAAGGUGCCCGUGUUCACAUCUAUGAGAUCUUGGCUGGGAAAAAAAAAAACAAGCUGAUUUCCAGUGCUGACCACAAGAGGUGUAUCCCAUAUAUCCCAGAACAUAGAGCACCAGGAACACAGAACAACGGGAUCACAGGGAUCUUCCAUAGUGAUACAUCAGAAACCACCUUCUGGGAUUUCCUUCUCUGCUCUUGAGAUGUCCCAUCUUGUUUUGAGACAUUCUAUCCUACCUUUGAGAUGUCCCAUUUUGUUCUAGGUUGACCUGUCCUCCUCUUUGCAUGCCUUGUCCUGGGAUGUGCUGUCCCACCUGUGAGCUGUUCUGUCCCACAUCUCCAUGCCCUAUCCUGCUACUGGCAUAUCCUGCCCUGUUUUGAGCUGGGCCAAGAGAGGCUGUGACCAGGGACAGAGCCAACUGCAGCAACCCACAUAGAUCCACUGCAGCACAUCUGGUGACAUGGGCAGGAGCACAUCAAGGCUCAAAAGUCAACCCCACACUCUUGAGAAGGAUGAGAAACUCCCUCACUCUCAACAAGUACCAACAACUCCAAAAAUCUGUCCUCUUCCCUUGCUGCCAGUGCCACAUCCUGGCCAUUCUUUGAGGAAAAACAGUUUUUUGUGAGCCCCAGAGAUGUUUAACCUCCCCAUUCCACCUCAUUUUCUGCUCUCCCCUUUCACAGGCCCCACCACUCCUACUGAACCCAGAAGGGGUGGUGAGAUGGAGGUUCACAGAACCACAGAACUGGAGGGUUUAGAAGGGACCUCUAAAGAUCAUUGAGUUUAACCCCCUGCUAAAGCAGAUUCCCUAUGAUAGGUAACCCCAUAGUUGGGUUGACCAAACUAUGUCCAGCGGACCAUACAAUAAGGUUUAGUUGCCUUCAUAGAGCCAGUCCCCACACCUUAGGUAUAGUUCACAUUUUAAUACCUGUGUUGCUGGCCUCUGGGACAUUCCAUGUCAGUGAGUUUCUUGCUUUGGUGUAUGAUGUAUAGAAAAUAAAGCAUUUUCCAUUUGCAGAGUGA